Anastrepha obliqua is the source of this 1112-nucleotide messenger RNA. It is a transcript of the gene eca, whose product is annotated as transmembrane emp24 domain-containing protein eca. The transcript has 2 exons. Gene Ontology annotation, biological process: endoplasmic reticulum to Golgi vesicle-mediated transport; intracellular protein transport; Golgi organization. Gene Ontology annotation, cellular component: endoplasmic reticulum; Golgi apparatus; endoplasmic reticulum-Golgi intermediate compartment. NCBI's taxonomy places the organism in Eukaryota, Metazoa, Arthropoda, Insecta, Diptera, Tephritidae. Bases 106 to 756 code for a protein of 216 amino acids. The record is from RefSeq and is a predicted model, not a curated record.
UUUUUCUGUACUGGCAUACGUGUCGGAGUUGGCUGUAAACGAAUUAGAAAAUAGGAAGUUUUUACAAAAUUUUACUAGAAUUUCGAACUGAAAUAAGUGUAAGUCAUGGUUAAGAAUUUAAUCACCGCAGCGGUGCUUUUUUGCGCGCUUCAAACCACCUUUGGGCUAUACUUCCACAUUGCGGAAACAGAACGCAAAUGCUUUAUUGAGGAGGUGCCUGAUGAGACCACGGUCAUCGUAAAUUACAAAGUAGAACUGUACGAUCCUCGUUCAAAUGGUUUUAUGCCUUCGUCGCCCGGCAUUGGUAUGCAUGUGGAAGUGCGUGACAGCGACGAUAAAGUCAUACUCUCACGCGUCUAUAGUUCCGAGGGACGCAUCUCUUUCACUUCACAUAUACCAGGUGAACACGUAAUAUGUAUGUACUCCAACAGUACAGCUUGGUUUAGUGGCGCACAAUUGCGUAUACAUCUUGACAUUCAAGUGGGAGAACAUGCCAUCGAUUACGCUAAUGUAGCGCAGAAGGAGAAAUUGACUGAAUUACAAUUACGCAUACGUCAAUUACUUGAUCAAGUAGAGCAAAUCACAAAGGAGCAGAACUAUCAGCGCUAUCGUGAGGAACGUUUCCGUCACACAAGUGAAAGUACCAAUGCGCGCGUUUUAUGGUGGUCAAUGUCGCAAACAUUUGUUUUGAUCGUUAUGGGUUUUUGGCAGAUGCGACAUUUGAAGAGCUUCUUCGAAGCGAAGAAAUUAGUGUAAAUAUGCACAACGAAAUUACGCAGGCGGUGCAGGAUCAAUACUUAGGGUGGGAAAAGCAAAUUUCGAAAACAACAACGCGUGGAUUGUUUAGUUACAGCAACAGCAAACAUUUCGUGUGCCUGCGAAAAAUAAGUGAGAUUCUACUUCAGCCAAAUUCAUCAGUUUCAUUGUUUCACUAUCUCAAAUGCUUAUGAAUUCAAGUUUUAAUAAUAGCACAGUUCGUUAGUCAAACGUUUACAUUAAAAUUGCGUUAUUUUAUUAAAUAGCGAAUUUGUUCUGAAUAACCACAAAACUAUAUGUGAGCUCUAUAUUUUUCUGUUUCAUGAUCAGUAGUAAUAAAAAUAAAAUUAAAUUAA